Exophiala oligosperma is the source of this 798-nucleotide messenger RNA. RefSeq lists its product as uncharacterized. Bases 1 to 798 code for a protein of 265 amino acids. The record is from RefSeq and is a predicted model, not a curated record. Lineage: Eukaryota; Fungi; Ascomycota; Eurotiomycetes; Chaetothyriales; Herpotrichiellaceae. The transcript has 3 exons.
AUGGUGUGGAAGGAAAAGGUCGAAGAAUGGGAGUCGGAUCAAAAACUGCUUUUCGAUUUGAUGGAGGCGAUCCGAAAUGGUGACAAUAGUCAGGUGGAAAAUCUUAUCAGUAUAAUCCGAACGAAUACAUCGAAUGAGCAAGUCUCCAACUAUAUUGCCACGAAUUCCCCUCACGCAGCAGAGGAAGGGUCUCCCUGCAAGGCUUCAACAUCCCAGCAACUGCCACAGUCACCUAAAAGUCGUUUGUUCAGAGCCACAUUGGGAACGGCUAGCCCCUUGUUCAGAGUGCCUGCCAAACCUUGGGCGACAGUCACAGAUGAUGACGGGCUCGUGUCGCAUCUCCUAUCACUAUGGUUUACAUGGCGCCAUUGGUGCUAUCCGUUCAUUGACCGCGAUACCUUUGUCUCGGCCAUGCAAUCUGGACACGAGACUAGUGGAGUAUGUACGGCAGCUUUGGUGAAUAUGAUCCUCUCAGAUGCUUGCUUCGACUAUGACAUUCUGGACAACAAUCAUAUCCAUCCGUCGGACGAGAAACCCUUACAAGAUCUCUUUUACGAGGAAGCUAAGAGAUAUGCAGAGACAACAGCGCAGAAGAGGUCGUUACCGUCGAUACAGUUCAUGGCGGUCCAAUGGAUUUUAGAGAAUCACGGCCUUGACAGGCUCGCCAAUGUUAUCAUGCAAGAUAUGACCGACCAUUUAAAGCAGUUUAACAAGCCUAGUCGGCGUCAAGAGGCCAGGGCACGACCUGGAAAAGAGCCAAUCUCUGGUGCGCAGCAACUUUCGCAAUGCACUAGUUAG